This is a messenger RNA of Diaporthe amygdali, 1824 nucleotides long. RefSeq names its product FAD binding domain-containing protein. The record is from RefSeq and is a predicted model, not a curated record. Gene Ontology annotation, molecular function: FAD binding. The coding region runs from base 1 to 1824 and encodes 607 amino acids. The transcript is spliced from 3 exons. NCBI's taxonomy places the organism in Eukaryota, Fungi, Ascomycota, Sordariomycetes, Diaporthales, Diaporthaceae.
AUGAGUGACUCAUCACACAUCCAGCAUACCGAUGUCCUGAUCUGCGGCUCUGGGUCCGCCGGGCUGACAGCAGCCCUCUGGCUCGCGAAGUACGGUGUCGCCUCCCGUGUCCUUGAGCGCCGCAACGGUCCGCUAGUUAAGGGACAAGCUGAUGGAGUCCAGUGCCGCACAGUCGAGAUAUUCGAAAGCUUCGGUCUGUCAGAUCAACUUCUCCGAGAGUCAUAUCAUGUGCUAGAGCUUGCCUUCUGGGCCCCGGACGAGGGGACUGCUUUGAGCGAUGGUGAAAAAGGGGGCAUAAAGUGGUCUCAUUACGCGCCUGAUACGGAACCCGGUUUAAGCCACCAACCUCAUGUGAUUCUCAACCAGGCUCGCAUCAAUGAGAUGAUCACGAGAGAGAUGCUGAGAUGUGGCGGCGCAGAAAUCGACUAUGGAUACGAUGUGAAAACGGUACACGUCGACAACGAGACGUCGAAAGACCCGGAUUCGUAUCCAGUGACGGUUACAGCCUUGAAAGAUGGAGUCGAACAGAUAUUUAGGGCCAAAUAUGCUUUGGGUUGCGACGGAGCGCAUUCCGCUGUUCGCAAAGCUCUGGGCUUUAAAAUGCUCGGCGAUUCCACAGACGCGAUUUGGGGGGUCAUGGAUCUUUACCCUCGAACCACGUUUCCGGAUAUCCGCAAGAAAGCUGUGAUACAAUCAGUGAGCGGCAACUUGAUCAUCAUUCCUCGCGAGGGCGACUCUCUUGUUAGGUUUUACAUCGAACUGCCAUCGGAUACUGUUGCCAGCCGAGUCACAUUGGAAGACUUGCAGCAGCGAGUCAAAUUAAUCUUCCGCCCAUACGAUAUGGAUAUCGCAGAGACGACGUGGUGGUCUGCAUACCAAAUUGGACAGAGACUCGCGGAUAACUUCCACGAGCAAUACAGAGUCUUCCUGACCGGCGAUGCGUGCCACACGCACAGCCCAAAGGCAGGCCAGGGGAUGAACGUCAGCUUGCAGGAUGGAUACAACAUCGGGUGGAAACUUGGUUCUUAUCUUACUGGGCAGGCGAAUCAAGAACUGAUCAAGACGUAUGUCAGCGAGCGGCAGCAGACUGCAGCAGAAUUGAUCGAAUUUGAUCGCAUGUGGAGCAAAAUCUUCAAGUCCGGAGUCAACGGCGCUGGAGCAGACUAUGUGCGAGAUCAGUUCGUUAAAGCCGGAAGAUACACCGCUGGCCAGGCAUACAAGUACAGCAAGUCCAUAAUUACAUGGCCUACUGGGAGGAAUGAAAAGACGAACGGCGUACCCGUUGCUCAGCAGAAGUCGGAAUUGGUCGUGGGGAUGCGCUUCCCCAGUGCGCAAGUUGUGAGGUACAGUGAUGCAAAAGUGCACCAACUCUUGAGCGUGCUGCGGUCGGAUCGACGAUGGAAGGUCGUCGUGUUCGCUGGGGACAUCCAACAGGAGGAAACAAGAAAUCGUCUAGACGAAGUUGCUUCAAGCCUUGAGUCCACAGUCAGCGCUUUCACGGGCAGAGAUAGAGACGCGGACAGUGUCAUUGAGUGCCUACUAGUGCUCGAGACAAGAAGAACGGGGAUUGAGUCACACCACAUCCCGAAGGUUUUCAAGCCUUUCACAGGGAAACAUAUGAUACAAAGUUUACACAAGGUAUUUGUGGACGACGAAAGUUACAACUCUGGGCACGGCCGCGCCUUUGAUACGAUUGGCGUUGACCACGAAUCAAUCACUAUUGUUGUGGUUCGGCCCGACCAAUAUGUCUCGACGAUUGUUCAAGAUCAUGAAGUCGGAACCCUGCAGGCAUUCUUCGAAGGCUUCUUGAUAGCACGGGCUUAG